AUGAUGCCGCUGACGCUCGCCUGCGCGUCGCUCCUGCUGAUGUGCGUCUGCUGGAGCGUCGCGUUGUGUCCGCCGCGCUGCGUCUGCUCCGGGACGCCGCUCACCGUGCGCUGCUCCCCCGCCGAGCUCCCGGGACAGACCGGCACUCUGAGCCGCUCCGGAGACUCCCUGCAGCAGCUACAGCACAGCGGCUUCCGCGGGCUGCGGAACGCCACACUGAUGGAGCUCAGCCACAACCGCAUCUCGGAGAUCGGCUCUCAUGCGUUCUCGUCUCUGCUAAUGCUGCGUUCACUAAUCCUGAACAACAACCCGCUAGUCCUGAUCCAUCCAGAAGCGUUCUCCAUCCCCGGGAGUCCUCUAGUGGAGCUCAGUCUGCGCUCGUCUCUAUAUAACCACACAUCUCUGACGGAUCUAAUAACGGCGCUGCGAUGGGGAGAAUUGUUCAACCUGCAGCGGCUCGACUUGUCGAGCAACCGGCUCGUCCUACUGCCGCCGGGGAUGUUCACUCCACUGCCAAAACUACAGUAUCUAUACCUGAACAACAACUCUCUGGUGGCCGUCUACAACUGCACAUUCACUGGUGUUGAAAAUCUUCUGGAGCUCGAUUUGAGUAGAAAUGCAUUCAAAACGAUCAGCGGUGAAGGUCUGCAUGAGUUGGAGCGACUCAGUUUGGUGCGACUAAUGUUGAGUCAGAAUCCUUACACAUGCACUUGUGAAAUGCAUGAGUUUGUGCAUUGGUUGAACAGUUCAAAGGUUAAGAUUGGCGAUGUGGAGAGGUUAAGCUGUGAAUUCCCUUCUGAAAUGCGUAAUGUUUCUUUACGGGUUAUUAAUGCACGGGCAUUGGGGUGUUACGGUGAAACACAGAAAGUCAAUAAUGAUUUGUCGCUACACACGUCUUAUGUGUUUCUGGGAUUAGUGCUUGGAUUCGUAGGCAUGGUGUUUCUGUUCGUGGUUUACCUCAACCGAAAGGGUAUUAAGAAGUGGAUCACGGAUAUACAUGAAGCCUGUCGAGAUGUGCUAGAGGGGUAUCAUUAUCGAUACGAACUUGACUCUGAUCCACGACUGGGACAUGUUUCAAACAGAGACUCACGUUUGGCACGUGUUCCUACUGACAGUGGUAUUUCACAGAUUCCAUCUGAUGUGACUCUGUGAAUGGACAGUAAACAACUGCAUAAUGAAGAUAUUUCAAUGUAUAUUAUGCCCUGAUAUUUCCAGCACAGGCUCAUUGGAAAUACGUGCCGCAGACUAAAUUAUUUUUUAAUUUUUUUUGUAAAAUACCUUGCUUCGAGUACGUUUUGUUGCAUGUUUGGGAUGAGAAAUCUACUAGAGGGUGCUACAUUUUUCUGAAUCUGAAAUACAUUACUUAGGGUGUGUUUUGUUGUACAUUUCAGAUGACAAAUCCACUAGAGGGCGCUAUCGAUAUUUUUUCAAAUCUGAAAUAAUUAACUAUAAGUACAUUUUGUUGCACGUAUCAGAGAACAGAUCCACUAGAGGGCGCUGUGUGCUUUUGUGUGAAUCUGAAAAAACAUUACUAAUAGUGCAUUUUGUUGUACAUUUCAGAUGACAAAUCCACUAGAGGGCGCUGUCUGUAUUUGUGUAAAUUUGAAAUACGUUACUUAGAGUGUGUUUCAUUGUUUGUGCAUUGGUUGAACAGUUCGAAGGAUAAGAUUGGUGAUGUGGGGUUCUUUACGGGUUAUUACUGCACAGGCAUUGGGGUGUUACGGUGAAACAUUUGUCGCUACAUACGUCUUAUGUGUUUCUGGGGAUUAGUGCUUGGAUUC
Molecule: messenger RNA, 1781 nt
Organism: Danio aesculapii
Lineage: Eukaryota; Metazoa; Chordata; Actinopteri; Cypriniformes; Danionidae
Gene: tpbg1a
Product: trophoblast glycoprotein-like
Exons: 2
Coding region: 1-1152 (383 amino acids)
Biological process (GO): negative regulation of canonical Wnt signaling pathway
Cellular component (GO): plasma membrane
Molecular function (GO): protein binding
Source: RefSeq, a predicted model, not a curated record